UUCUGUCCAAUAGUUGACUUUGGAGGUAAAAAUACGGAAAAACAGAGAAACCUCGCAUCGUUGUCACAGUUUUGUAUUUUCUAAGUUUUGAGAGAAAUCUGAUGGAUCCUGUCUGAUGAAAGCGUCUGUUAGUUCAGGUAGGUUGAAGGUGUUUGUUGAGGAGUAAUGCGACUCGCGUGGUUAAUAACACUUCAUUCUGAGUUUGCUCGGGAUCGUCACGGUCAUGUUGCUGUAAAGUGAACGAGACACUUGGUUCACCGAUGGAGCUCACACCUAAAGCAGCUAAAGGGAAAUCAGUGUAUUUGUCACCGUGUGAUUCAGUGGAGGCGAGUCCCUGUGAAGACAAACAGGAGAAGCCCCAUCAAAGGCUGAGUUCCUCUCUGAGGGAGAGGCUGAAGAGAUCAAGGCGCUCCUUCAACUCACCCUUCUCCGUUGCAAAACGACUUUGUGUUGAUGAUUUGGAGGAGGGCGGCCAACACGUUUCAGCAGAUUCCAGGGAGGCUGUUAAUAAUCCUCCACUCAUCACUGUGCGCAAUGUUGAUGUAAACAGAAAUUACUCGAGAUCAGGGAGUGAAAGGUUUUCUGGACCCAUUCCCGAACCAAGCCAUCUUCCUUCUAAAGACUUAGCGCAGCAACGAGACCAACUGAGGAAGGAGGUCAAAGACAAGACGGAGACCCUGCGCAGACUCAAGAUGGUUCAAUUGUACCGAAGCAAGAAUGAUUUAACGCAGCUUCAAACCUUGAUCGACAAGUGGCGAAGUUGUGCUCAGGCUGCUCUCUGUAAGCUCCAGUCAGACGUCCUGAUCGAUGGACAGAAGGGCAGCCUGUCUCAGCUUAUUGACCUCUUUGGUCUGGAGGACGGCAUUCUGCACUUUGACCGCACAGAGGAGGACUUCACCUCCUAAUGAUAUGUUCUGAAGCACACGCACAAGAAAAUAUUUCUAUCAUCAGAUUACAAAAACACUGCAGCUGAAGAAACACAUUUCAAAAAUGCUUUAUUAAUUUAUUUUCUUUGUUGCUGCUACAGCUUUUUCACAACUUGAGAUGUAGAUUUCAUGUUCAGUUUACUUGUGAAGAGAAGUGUGAAUAAAACCCUGU
Paralichthys olivaceus (Japanese flounder) is the source of this 1098-nucleotide messenger RNA. It is a transcript of the gene sfr1, whose product is annotated as SWI5-dependent homologous recombination repair protein 1. Gene Ontology annotation, cellular component: Swi5-Sfr1 complex. Lineage: Eukaryota; Metazoa; Chordata; Actinopteri; Pleuronectiformes; Paralichthyidae. Gene Ontology annotation, biological process: positive regulation of DNA-templated transcription; double-strand break repair via homologous recombination. The record is from RefSeq and is a predicted model, not a curated record.